Molecule: messenger RNA, 1041 nt
Organism: Closterium sp. Naga37s-1
Lineage: Eukaryota; Viridiplantae; Streptophyta; Zygnematophyceae; Desmidiales; Closteriaceae
Source: the annotation of a GenBank genome assembly
AUGUCGAAGCGCCACAUCAAAGCGGACGAAUCCGCCGCCGCCGCUGCCGGCAAAACUGCCGGCCUGGAAGCUUCCAUGUCUUUCCCCUCCUGCUUCCGCUUGUUUCCCCCCCUUCUUCUGAUCGUUUCCCCACCUGCUUCCACUCGUUUUCCCCCCUGCUUCCGCCUGUUUCCCCCCCUGGUUCCGCUCGUUCCCCCCCUGCUUCCGGUCGUUUCCCCUCCUGCUUCCGCUUGUUUCCCCCCCUGCUUCCGGUCGUUUCCCCUCCUGCUUCCGCUUGUUUCCCCCCCUGCUUCCGCUCGUUUCCCCCCCUGCUUUCAGUCGUUUCCCCCCCUGCUUCCAGUCGUUUCCCCCCCUGCUUCCGCUUGUUUCCCUCCCUGCUUCCGCUCGUUUCCCCCACCUGCUUCCGCUUGUUUACCCCCCUCGUUCCCCUCGAUUUUUCCCCUUAUGCAUACACCCUGUGAGCUCAACUCACACACACGUGUGAGCUCACACACGACUCUGUUCAGGAAACGGUUCAGUUCAGUUCAGGGAACGGAAUCUGCCAGAUUCUCCGCUGCUUCCCCGCUGCUUCCCCGCUGCUUCCCCGCUGCUUCCCCGCUGCUUCCCCGCUGCUUCCCCGCUGCUUCCCCGCUGCUUCCCCGCUGCUUCCUCUCUGCUUCCCCGCUGCUUCCCCGUUGCCCCAAGACCUCACCGCAUGCAUCCCUCCCUGUGCUGUGCAUGCUUCCUCCUCUUUCCUGCACCCUGCUGGGCGCAUCUCAUAUUGCCACACACCCGCCUCUCCUGUUGCUCCCUGCUGCUGCUCCCUCCCUGUCUUGCAUGUCGCGAUGCUUCUCACAUUCCACCGCUCUGGAUCUCUGCCAUCCAUUUCUUUUCGCACUGCGUGCCUUCUUGCCCUUCAUGCACAUUUCUUCCUCUCUCUCCAUCCCUCUUACCUUACCCUCCUCGCAGUCCUACCCACGCCCCCCUCUUCCCUUUCCUUUCCCGUGCCCCUCCGUCCUUCUGUCUUUGACGUCCCACUUCUUCUCUUCCUCUUGUUUUUGA